This is a messenger RNA of Fundulus heteroclitus (mummichog), 3781 nucleotides long. Its product is annotated as protocadherin gamma-A5-like. Gene Ontology annotation, cellular component: plasma membrane. Bases 698 to 3154 code for a protein of 818 amino acids. The record is from RefSeq and is a predicted model, not a curated record. Gene Ontology annotation, molecular function: calcium ion binding. The transcript has a single exon. NCBI's taxonomy places the organism in Eukaryota, Metazoa, Chordata, Actinopteri, Cyprinodontiformes, Fundulidae. Gene Ontology annotation, biological process: homophilic cell-cell adhesion.
UCAGAGUAUGUAUCAUGAAUAAUAUCCAAUGUGAUGUAUGCUUUAUAUAUAAAACAAAAAACGUAAAUCUUAUAAUAUAUUUGUCCUAUAUUUCUAUGAUAUAACAGGUUUAAGAAGGCAAAACCAAGCUAGAGUCGAGAAUAUAUAGGGAGGAUCACAGGUGUAACCAUAUCCCUAUAAUUAGCAGCAGCAGGUGUUGCUGCUCAACGUUUCAGCAGCACCUAGAGCGAAAAGUGAUAUUUUGCAUGCAGCGUUGAGGGGAAGAGUGAAGCCAAGAACAGAGCUGACAUACAGGCAGGAUCAAAAACAGUGCAGAUGCAUUACAUUAUGAUGAUAAAAUCCUGUUAUAGUAUAGGAUAUAUAGGCUUGCAAAGUUUGGAUAAAUAAUGCAGUACUGAUUCACUGAUAUUUUUUUUAUUUUAUUGAUACACUAUUUUAAUUUUAGACUCUAGGGGCCGCUGUUAGCCUGUAUAACAAAUAUAAAGCUUUUUAAAAGCAGCUGCACCUCCAUUGCCUGGCUCAGUGUGCCGCGUAGGGCAGGGUGUUCGGUCUUCAUUUCUAUCAGUGAUUUCUGGACUCAUUUAUUUGGUGUAACCCGGUUGGAUCCUACAGGAAACACAAAUCGGAGGCUAUAUUGGACGAUCGUUGAUAUUUUGGACGGAGAUUUGUUUGCAUUUGGACGUAUUCUUUCAGGAAAAUGCGCUUUACCAGCACGGAUUAUGCGGUUAAACGGCAAGUGCAGGCCUUCCUCCUUGUUUUUUUUAUUGAGUCCUCGGUUUGCCAGAUCCGCUACUCUGUCCCAGAGGAAAUGAGAAAAGGCUCAUAUGUGGGAAAUAUAGCUGAGGAUUUGGGUGUUGACGCUAAGAGAUUGAAAUCAGGUGGUGCCAGAAUUGUUAGCGGUGAUGGAAGCGAGCACAUUAAGCUGGAUGUAGACAAAGGGAAUCUGGUCGUGGGAAACAGGAUAGACAGAGAGCAGCUCUGUGGGCAGACAUCGCCCUGUAGCCUGAAUUUUGAAAUCAUUCUGACAAAUCCAAUGCAGUUGCACAGCGUUGUAGUUGAAGUACUAGAUAUUAAUGACAAUGCGCCCACAUUUCAUGAGAAGGAGAUGCAUGUAGAAGUCUCAGAAUCGGCUCUUCCAGGAACAGAAAUAUUGCAAGUCAGCGCCACAGAUCUAGAUGUCGGCAUCAAUGCUUUACAUGGCUAUGCAUUGCACCCGAUAACUAAUUUUAAUAUUAAAGUCCUCUCUAGUCCGAAUGGGCAUAAAUAUGCUCAGUUGUAUCUUUCUGAUGCUUUAGACCGAGAAAAGGAAGGACAUCUGCUUCUAACACUCUCUGCUGUUGAUGGGGGUGAACCACAGCGAUCAGGGAGUCUAAAAAUACAUGUUACUGUUCUAGACACAAAUGACAAUGCCCCCGUUUUUACGCAACCAAAUUUUAAAGCAUCAGUCAAAGAAAAUAUUCCAGAAGGAUCAUUAGUGGUGAGCUUGAGCGCAACGGAUGCAGAUGAAGGAAAGAAUGGACAAAUCACGUAUCAUUUUAAUCACAUGUCCAACAGCAUUGCUGGGCUUUUUCAUCUGGAUGAAAACAGCGGUGAUUUAAUAGUUAAUGGUAAGCUUGACUAUGAACUUAUCAAAUUGUAUGAAAUUGGGGUUCAAGCGAAGGAUCAAGGCGGACAAAGCACAUCCACUAAUCUAAUAAUUGAGGUAAUUGAUGUGAAUGACAAUGCACCUUUAAUAACACUUACCUCGUUUUCUAAUACGAUCCCUGAGGAUUCCCCCAGUGGAACCACUGUUGCUAUCAUAAAUGUUAAGGAUUUAGAUUCAGGCAAAAAUGGUAAGGUGGACUGCUCUGUUGAUGCCAAUAUCCCAUUUGCAAUCCAAUCAUCGCUGAAGAAUUAUUUCACUCUUGUCACAAACGGAGUUCUAGACAGAGAGCGCAAAUCUGAAUAUAACAUCACUUUUACAGCUGUGGAUGAAGGAACUCCACCGCUUUCUACGAGCAAGACAAUAACUCUUAGGGUAUCAGAUGUAAAUGAUAAUGCCCCCGUCUUUGAAAGGGAUGUUUAUGAAGCUAAUAUAAUGGAGAAUAACUCCCCUGGUUUGUCUGUGUUUUCUAUUAAAGCACAUGAUGCCGAUUCAGGACAGAACGCCCGAGUCUCUUACCUGCUUAUUGAUACUGAGUUUAAUGGCAGCCCCAUAUCAGAUUUCAUAUCAGUGAACACAGAAACUGGUGUCAUACAAGCAGUUCGAUCAUUUGACUAUGAGCAAAUUAAAAAGAUAAACAUUAAACUCAGAGGACAGGAUGGGGGGUCGCCACCUUUAAGCAGCAAUACAACAGUUAAAUUAAAUAUUCUCGACCAGAACGAUAACCCUCCUCAGGUUCUGUACCCGGUCCAGACUGGUGGCUCUGUGGUAGCUGAAAUGGUGCCUCGUUCAGCAGAUGUGGGCUAUCUGGUGACUAAAGUGGUGGCUGUAGAUGUGGACUCUGGACAGAAUGCCUGGCUCUCCUAUAAACUGCAGAAAGCCACAGACAGGGCGCUGUUUGAAGUGGGCUCACAGAAUGGAGAAAUAAGAACAAUCCGUCAGGUGACUGAUAAAGAUGCUGUGAAACAGAGACUGACUGUGAUAGUGGAGGACAACGGGCAGCCCUCUCGCUCAGCUACAGUCAUUGUUAACGUGGCGGUGGCGGACAGCUUCCCUGAAGUGCUGUCCGAGUUCACUGACUUUCCUCAUGAUAAGGAGUACAAUGACAACCUGACUUUUUACCUGGUCUUGGCUCUGGCUGUGGUCUCCUUCCUCUUCAUCACGUGUCUAGUGGUUAUUAUAUCAGUCAAGAUCUACAGAUGGAGACAGUCUCGCAUCCUGUAUCACUCCAACCUGCCUGUGAUUCCAUAUUAUCCUCCACGUUACUCAGACACUUUGGGAACAGGGACUCUGCCACACGUGUACAACUAUGAGGUGUGCAGGACCACUGACUCCAGAAAGAGUGACAAUAAGUUUGGAGGAGCUGGCGGUCAGAACGUGUUGAUAAUGGACCCCAGUUCUACAGGAACCAUGCAGCGGAUACAGAGUGAGAAGAGCAUCCUGGAUGAACCUGACUCUCCUAUUGAGGUUGGUUAUUUUUUCCUUUUGUGUUCUUUGUAUGUAUGGCUAUAGUCUGAUUGGUGAAAGGAGCUACUUGUUUUGCCUUCACCUUCAGAACCAUGGACAGUGAUUCCUGUUGGCUUUGAUGGCAAUCUUUCUUUCUCCACAUAUACAACUUAGAAAGGCAAACUUACCUAUAUUCUCAGAGAGUAACCUGGUGUAAUGUUACAAAUCAUCCAUCCAUUCAUCCAUCCAUCCAUCCAUCCAUCCAUCCAUCCAUCCAUCCAUCCAUCCAAUCAUUCCAAUAUGAUCCAAACACUCAGUGAUUAAAGAAUAUAAUACCACAUUUAACAUUGAAAUGAAUACAAAUAUUUAAUUACAGAAAAUAAUUAACAUUUGACUGCUAAAUUCUUCAUCAUAAUAACAGCAUUGAUCAUAUGUAUAUUGUCCAUCCACUUUGGUCUAGGUACUGUUUCAUAUAAAGAUAAACCGAUUUAGGACAUCUUACUUUAGACUGAACUAGUCAGAUGUGGACAGGUAAAGAAUAUUUAUUGAUAAACAACAGAAAAGUCACAGAUAAUGAGCUUUGAGUACAUAACAUGGAAUAUAUCUCUCUUUCUGUCUAUCACAACGACAGUUUUUAGUGUGGAUGUUUAACAGAAACAAAUUUGGGUGUAUUACAUUCCUGUGCUUUGCAAU